CCCCGCCCUGCCCCGGUGCCGCCAUGACGCUCCUCGCCGCCGGCAGCCGGGCGGCCGCGCGCCUCCGCGGCCCCAAGAACGCACCGUGCGUCCUCUUUGCCGCCCGUCACGCCAGCGCCGCCACGAACCUAAAGGAUGUCCUGGCCAACAUGAUCCCCAAGGAGCAGGCGAAGAUCAAGAGCUUCAGGCAGCAGCACGGCAGCACGGCCGUCGGCCAGAUCACGGUGGACAUGGUGUACGGCGGGAUGAGGGGCAUGAGGGGGCUGAUCUAUGAGACCUCGGUUCUGGAUCCCGAUGAGGGCAUCCGCUUCCGCGGGUACAGCAUCCCCGAGUGCCAGAAGCUGCUGCCCAAAGCUGCGGGGGGCGAGGAGCCGCUGCCCGAGGGGCUCUUCUGGCUGCUGGUGACAGGGGACAUCCCCACCCAGGAGCAGGUGACUUGGCUGUCGCAGGAGUGGGCCCGUCGCGCGGCGCUGCCGUCCCACGUUGUGACCAUGUUGGACAACUUCCCCACCAACCUGCACCCCAUGUCCCAGCUGAGCGCCGCCAUCACCGCGCUCAACAGCGAGAGCAAGUUCGCCCGCGCCUACGCCGAGGGCAUGCACCGCGCCAAGUACUGGGAGUUUGUCUAUGAGGACGCCAUGGACCUCAUCGCCAAACUGCCCUGCGUGGCCGCGAAGAUCUACCGCAACCUGUACCGCGAGGGCAGCAGCAUCGGCGCCAUCGACCCCAACCUCGACUGGUCCCACAACUUCACCAACAUGCUGGGCUACACCGAGCCCCAGUUCGUCGAGCUCAUGCGGCUCUACCUCACCAUCCACAGCGACCACGAGGGGGGAAACGUGAGCGCCCACACCAGCCACUUGGUCGGCAGCGCCUUGUCUGACCCAUACCUCGCCUUCGCUGCCGCUAUGAACGGGCUGGCCGGGCCCCUGCACGGCCUCGCCAACCAGGAGGUGCUGCUCUGGCUGACGGACCUGCAGAAGGAGCUGGGCAAGGAGGUGUCAGAUGAGAAGCUGAGAGAGUUCAUCUGGAACACGCUCAACUCGGGCAGGGUGGUGCCGGGCUACGGGCACGCGGUGCUGCGCAAGACGGACCCGCGCUACACGUGCCAGCGGGAGUUCGCCCUCAAGCACCUCCCCAAGGACCCCUUGUUCAAGCUGGUGGCUCAGCUCUACAAGAUCGUCCCCAACGUGCUGCUGGAGCAGGGCAAGGCCAAGAACCCUUGGCCCAACGUGGAUGCCCACAGCGGGGUCCUGCUGCAGUACUAUGGGAUGAAGGAGAUGAAGUACUAUACGGUGCUCUUCGGGGUCUCCCGGGCUCUGGGCGUCCUCUCGCAGCUCAUCUGGAGCCGGGCGUUGGGCUUCCCCUUGGAGAGACCCAAGUCCAUGAGCACCAAGGGCCUCAUGCAGCUCGUGGGCUACAAAUCCGGGUAGAGAAGGGACGGGGCCGCGGCUCCACAGGGAACGAUGCGCUGCCGGGACGGGCCCCGGACGGACUCAGCACUGAACCCCCCCACCGGGCACCGGCCGUGGGUCCCCCCCCGCUCCUGUCCCCUCUGGAUGGGGGGGGCAGAGGCAGCGCCCCCCCAGCAGCACCGCACACACUGGGACCCCCCCACCCCGGCUCCCGCUGCUGUGCUGGGGGGGGGGGGGUGGUGACACCAGCAUUGGGGUGUCCCCCCCUCAUUGAGAGGGUUCAGUCCAGACUCUGUCCCGGCCCCCCCCCGGGGGCAGCAGAACGAAUGUCUCAGCCCCCCCCCCCAUGCAGGGACUUGAUACACUCCUCCCCGGCUGCACCCUGUGUUUGUGUGACCCCCCUGCCUUGAACACUGUGUCCGAUGUGUCCCCCCCCGGCAGCCGGAGCUGGGCCCCCCCCUCAUCCCCACGCCUGGCCCCUCGCAGGGAUCGGCCACUUCUGUACAAACAACGAGAAAAUGCAAAAUAAAUGUUUUUAUUAACAAAA
This is a messenger RNA of Strigops habroptila (Kakapo), 1962 nucleotides long. It is a transcript of the gene CS, whose product is annotated as citrate synthase. The record is from RefSeq and is a predicted model, not a curated record. Bases 24 to 1433 code for a protein of 469 amino acids. Gene Ontology annotation, cellular component: mitochondrial matrix. Gene Ontology annotation, biological process: carbohydrate metabolic process; tricarboxylic acid cycle; citrate metabolic process. The transcript is spliced from 11 exons. NCBI's taxonomy places the organism in Eukaryota, Metazoa, Chordata, Aves, Psittaciformes, Psittacidae.